Calliphora vicina (urban bluebottle blowfly) is the source of this 2131-nucleotide messenger RNA. Its product is annotated as very long-chain specific acyl-CoA dehydrogenase, mitochondrial-like. Gene Ontology annotation, molecular function: very-long-chain fatty acyl-CoA dehydrogenase activity; flavin adenine dinucleotide binding; fatty-acyl-CoA binding. The coding region runs from base 107 to 1978 and encodes 623 amino acids. Lineage: Eukaryota; Metazoa; Arthropoda; Insecta; Diptera; Calliphoridae. The transcript has a single exon. The record is from RefSeq and is a predicted model, not a curated record.
AACAUUUACCAAGAAGAUUUGUUUGUGGCAACAAGUGAGCAAAGUCCAAGACCGUCCAUCUACUAUAUUAAAUACAUAUACGAGAGAAAUUUCAUACUCUAACAAAAUGUUGAAAAUUGGUAAACAAGUGAUACAGGUUCCAAGAACGCAAUAUUUUCUACGAUACUCUACAGCUGCCUUGCCCAAGGCUAAAGUGCAACAUGAAGUGAAAGAAGAAACGAAAACAAAUACCUCUUUUAUGGCCAACAUAUUUCGAGGAAAUUUAGUAUCCACUCAAGUCUUUCCAUAUCCAGAUGUUCUUAGUCAAGAGGACAAAGAACUGACCCAAAGUCUGUCGGAACCCUUUCAACGAUUUUACGAAGAAGUUAAUGAUGCUGCCAAAAGCGAUGAGGAUUGCAAAACUGAUGAUAAAACCCUAGAUAAGUUAUGGGAAUUGGGUGGUUUUGGCAUACAAGUUCCCCAGGAGUAUGGCGGUUUGGAGCUGAACAAUACACAAUAUGGUCGUCUUGGUCAAUUCGUAGGUUAUAAUGAUUUGGGCUUGGGUGUAACAUUGGGAGCUCAUCAAAGUAUUGGCUUUAAAGGAAUUUUGCUGUAUGGCACUCCAGAACAAAAAGCCAAAUAUUUGCCACAAGUAGCUACCGGAAAAGUAUUUGCUGCAUUUUGUUUAACGGAACCCAGUGCUGGCUCAGAUGCUAGUUCCAUUAAAUGUAAAGCUGUAAAGUCUGCCGAUGGUAAACAUUAUAUACUGAAUGGUUCUAAAAUUUGGAUUUCCAAUGGUGGCAUGGCCAAUAUUUUCACUGUGUUUGCCAAAACUGAAGUUGUUGAUAAAGUAACGGGAGAGAAAAAGGAAAAGGUUACAGGAUUUAUUGUGGAACGAGCAUUUGGUGGUGUGACCAAUGGCCCGCCUGAAAAGAAAAUGGGCAUUAAAGCCUCCAUCACUACCGAAGUCUACUUUGAAGACGUUAAAGUACCCGUUGAAAAUGUAUUGGGCGAAGUUGGCGAAGGCUUUAAGGUGGCCAUGAACAUUUUGAAUAAUGGCCGUUUUGGUAUGGGAGCCACCAUGUCUGGCACCAUGAAAUACUGUAUUGAAAAGGCCGUCGAUCAUGUUAACAAUCGUGUACAGUUUGGUAAAAAACUAAAGGAUUAUGAAGCUAUAAAGGAGAAGAUUGCCCAAAUGAAUGUACUACAAUAUGCCACUGAAUCAAUGGCAUUUACUAUUUCCCAAAAUAUGGAUUCAGGCAGUCAAGAUUAUCAUUUAGAAGCAGCCAUAUCGAAAAUAUUUGCUUCAGAGGCUGCUUGGAAUGUGUGUGAUGAAGCUAUUCAGAUUUUGGGCGGCAUGGGCUUUAUGAAAGAAACUGGCUUGGAAAGAGUAAUGCGUGAUAUACGUAUUUUCAGAAUUUUCGAGGGCACCAAUGACAUUUUAAGAUUGUUUGUAGCUUUGACUGGCAUACAAUAUGCCGGCUCUCAUUUGAAGGAACUGCAAAAGGCCUUCAAAAAUCCUGCCGCCAAUUUGGGUUUAAUAUUUAAGGAAGCUUCUCGUCGUGCUGCCACCACAGUGGGUAUUGGCGGCACAGAUUUAUCACCCUUUAUUGUAACAGAAUUGCAAGCCCAUGGCAAAGCCACCGCAGAAUGCAUAGACCUGUUUGGCCAAACCGUGGAAUCUCUCCUAAUCAAAUAUGGCAAAAAUAUCAUACAUGAACAAAAUAUCCUUAAUAGAUUAGCUGAUGCUGCCAUCGAUAUCUAUGCGAUGGUGGUGGUAUUAUCACGUUCCAGCCGAGCAGUGCAGCAACAACUAAUCACAGCUGAACAUGAAAUAAACAUGACAAAAGCUUGGUGUUAUCAGGCUAAUGAAAGAUGUCGCACAAAUCUACGAAAUGCUACAUCAAGUGAACAAAUUUUGCAUUAUAAGCAAUUAUCAGAGAUAGCGAAAAAAAUUACAGAAACCGGUGGCGUAAAUACGACACAUGUGAUUGAAUAAAGAAUUCCCGAACGAUAGUAAAUAUUUAAAUGUUUUAUGUAUGUAAUACAGAAAUUUUAAACAAAUUGAAUAGACUUUUUUAACUUAUUUAAGAAAAAACGAUUAUUUUAGUAAUAACUUAUGUUAAUAAAAUGUUGAUUAAACUUAACGAUA